AUGGAAAGUACCGCAUACAAACUGUUGCGCCUUGUGGAAGCUUAUGCGACCCACCCUAGUCACUCUGUGGGGAAGUUCAUUGAAUUGCCCCUCCGGAGAGGGAGUUUCACCACGGCAUUUGAUGCGAAUCAGCUUCUUGAAUACGUUUCCUGUACUGCCAGUGAUGAAAUGGAGCUACUUUGUGAUGUGUUGCGUGUAUGCACCCAGAUACAUGAAAGAUCGGUUGGGAGCGUGUGCCGUGUCAACUUUAUCACAUACGUGGUACUACACGCCUACUACGCCUUGGCGAGGGAGGCGACAGCACGUGAGAAAAACAAUAGAAACGCAGACCACCUCGUCCACGUAGAGGUAGAACAAAGCCUUUCAUACCCUUGUGGUGAAGCGACCGAAGAGAAAUGCGACACAAGGUGUUGCUUGAACAUUAUGAAGAGUUUUGUACGGGAGUUGCGUCUCAAAGGACACCCCGUGGACCCCGCUGAGGUGUUGGCCGAGGUGUCAGCCUCUACUGCCAUGGAGGAAGUGGACGAUAUCAAACGUGACAACAACGCUUUCCAUCUCUCACACCAGGUAUUGCACGAGUACCUCCAAAGGACAUUUGCCUAUGACCAUUUGUCGUGGGGCUACAAUGCAGGGAAGCUUGCAGUGGAUUGUUUUUUGUAUAUUUACCCACUUCUCGUUGCUUCCACUGCUGCUGAGGAAAUGGGUACAAUUGCAGGGUGCAGAAGAACGUCUUCUCUCCACACGCUCACAGAACAAUUGCUGUGCAAGAUGCCAGGCAGUAAUGAUGAAUGGUUCAGCACCAGGGGAGGCCAAGGAUGUAUGGUUCCAGGAGUCGCUCUCAUGACCACUAUACGUCUGGGGAGGCGCACUGGUGUAUUGUCAGGAGCGUGUGUUCUCGCCCCUUUAACUGCUGUUGAAGGGCUUCUGCAAAGAGAGAGUUAUUAUAUUAACCUGCUGUUUUUGUUCUCCGAUUUUCCUGAGAGAGUAACAGAGGAGGAAGGCUCUGGUUUUCAUCAACUUGUCGUCUUGGUGGAGGGUGUGAGUGAAGGUCUGGUGGUCAUCGUGGUGAGGAGUCACGUAAGUGAGGAGGUGCUUCGCUUCGUGGAGACAUUGGGGAACAAUAAACGAACCAUCUUGCUGGUGGCUGCGGUUGGUCAAACAACAAUGACGCGCUUGUCAUUGACCUUUCGAGUACUGCCACGAGCACUGGAGAAACUCCACCUGGUUCCAGUCCGUGGUACGUUACGAAUGAAGUCACUUCGAACACAUGAUGCUGGCAGGUGCCGUGACGGGGUGGAGCUGCGGUCAUUCCUGGUAGCGCUUGAACCCUUGCAUGGCGAAACGAAGACUAAAAAGACGGGAAUUAUGCAAAGCAUUGCCAGUGUUGUAUUUGGUGGUCGUUGCGCUCAUGAAAGUGUACUUGUAGAACGACUGUUUAAUCUUCAGUUGCACCAUUUGGUAAAUGUGUUUUGCUUGCCAACGCCUAAUAACGCUAUGAUGCCAGCAGGUGGUAUGGCAGAGGCUUAUGCAGUGAGUUUUUUGAACCAUCAAAUUAGUGAAACAUCAAGUGUAGAUGGUUUUUCUUCGCGUGAUUUCGAAACGCGUCUAAUGGAGGUGUUGAGGAAUGCUAUUGUUGCCUACAUGGAGAGUGUUCUCCUAAAGUCCGGCGGUCUCACUGUGGAGGAAGCUGAGGAUCACCUGGCGACUUCUCAACAGCGCUUUGGUAUGGUGCAGUGGGGGGCGGGAAGCCGAAGUUCACGUAGUGGUGACAAUGGCGCUACGGCGCCAGAAGGGCAGUCACACAGAAACAUAAUGUACAACAACGCAGUUCCUGUUCCACCUCUAAUAAACAUUUCCGAAAUAAUGUGGGCUGCAAAUCGUGGUGCAAAGUCUACACUCCUUUUGGCGGAUGUGAAGGAGUGGGAGGCGCAGAUGGAGGUUGCCAGCGCCUAUCUCUGUAUUGGGAGAUGCCUGGACAGGCUUUGCUUUACAAGCGUUCUGGGAAAACGUGCGGCAGCGAUUGGCUCGGAGGGAGGCGGGGCAGCUGACGAGUUAUUCUUCUUCCCUGACAUUACUUAA
Molecule: messenger RNA, 2079 nt
Organism: Trypanosoma grayi
Lineage: Eukaryota; Euglenozoa; Kinetoplastea; Trypanosomatida; Trypanosomatidae
Product: putative ribose-phosphate pyrophosphokinase
Exons: 1
Coding region: 1-2079 (692 amino acids)
Source: RefSeq, a predicted model, not a curated record